Molecule: messenger RNA, 1456 nt
Organism: Cantharellus anzutake
Lineage: Eukaryota; Fungi; Basidiomycota; Agaricomycetes; Cantharellales; Hydnaceae
Exons: 9
Source: RefSeq, a predicted model, not a curated record
AUCUGGUGACUGCGGUCUGAGUCACAGAACAUCCAUGCGGAUACCGAGACAGUCUCGGAACGUUUCUCCCACACUUCGAACGAAGUUCUUGCAAGCCAACAUAAAUGUCCCUUUUCCCUUAGUCUACGCAGUUUCGUCGCCUUCGGUUCGUUACGCGCUGGGGUCCGGUUGCAGUGGUACAAUAUUGCCCGAGAGAUUCCCUGUGGAAAUCUAAAUUUUCAGUGUGAGGAGGUGUAUGACCUCGUAUCUCAGGCUGUGUCUUUCUAGUGAUGGUGUUUGGGAAUGUCAUAAGAGGUGCCAUUCGGUGAUGUGUUAUUGGACGUCCUUGAACAGCUGGGGACGGAUAUAGAGGGGAACUGGCGCCAUACACUGGCUUCUCGACUGUUGGCCUCGGCUGUGGCACUACCGAUCAUCAACAGAACGCACACAAUACUUCAGAAUAUGCGAGACACCACUCUGCGCUGGUUGCACGAACUUUUGGUACUUCAAUCACACGCCGAAACCGAAACCGAACGAGACAGAUAUCAUGAAGCAAUAUGUCAAACAGCCGCGAUUUGUAGGAGUUCAUUUGAUGUCGAUGCGCAUCAUGCUAAAUCGCUGCUUCGAACUCCGGAAGAUGUCGCCAUAUUCAUUGAAUGUGCUAUUGUGCUUUGCAACCCUCAUUUGCAUCAGUUGCUUCUCCGAGACAAGCGCCUGUCCUGCAGGAUGGAAGAACUUCUUGGGACCAUGCUAGGUAUUAACAAAGCGAUAUCAGCUGUUUGGAGUGGCAUCGAUCCAACAUAUUGUUGGACAAGGCUACCAAGACCUAACGACCGUUGGUUGACCACUACCGUAAAUGGCCAAAGGACACAAAACGUUCAUUUCAACGUAUUAUGUGGUGCUUUGCUCAUUGAUGGAAAAUCACCGAGAAACCUGGAAGUUGUUCCAUCGGAUAUGGAAGACAUGGACUAUGUUAGCAAGGCUCACAUGUUCCACGAGUCUCGGCUCAAACCAAGGAUACUGAUGAGGUUCGCAAUUCACUUUGGGUGGCGAGAUGGAAGGCUCAGCUGUCGGGUCUUGGAAUUGUUACCAGGUGAAAUCUUUGAAGGGGAUCUGCCAUCUAUCCUAGUCAAGGAAUAUCUUCAUUGGAUGGAGUUAUCUACUUGUCAGAUUGAGUUUCGGCCUAAGAAGGCACCCUGGACAUCCUCCCGAUCGAAUUGGCACCUCCGUCGUACUGCAUGCUCCACAUGGGUCAUGGAUAAAGGGCCUCUCCACACAGGGGAGAUGAUUCGUGCUAUCCUUCGUCCACUUGAACCUGGAAACAACAUCCUUAUCACAAUGGCAAGGUCGUCGAUGCAAGAAUUCUUUCCGGGUUUCGAAAUAGAUACUGGUUUUGCGCUGGAGCAGAGAUCUCGCUCUUGGCGUGGAGUUCAAUCAUUUGAGGCGUGUCAUAAUCCCGACGGGGGAUGUGUCUAUC